GAAGCCCCAGCAGGGCGGCACUCCCGACGCGACGCCCCUGCUUGCCGGCCGGGAGGCUCACUCGACUCUGCCUCCACUUCCUCGUCUGUCCGUUGGAGCACGGCGCCGAUGGCGGCGGCGCCAGCGCUCGCGCGGGAGCUGCUGGACGCGGCGCGGGAGCCGGAGUUCGCGGAGUGGCAGCGCGGCGUGCGGCGCCGGAUCCACCAGCACCCGGAGCUGGCCUUCCAGGAGCACCGCACCAGCGCGCUCGUGCGCGCCGAGCUCGACGCGAUCGGCGUCCCGUACGCCUGGCCCGUCGCGCAGACGGGCGUCGUGGCCACCAUCACCGGCCCCGCCGCGGGCCCCGUGUUCGCGCUCCGCGCCGACAUGGACGCGCUCCCCAUCCAGGAAAUGGUAGAAUGGGAGUUCAAGAGCAAGGAAGACGGGAAGAUGCAUGCGUGCGGCCAUGACGCCCACGUGGCGAUGCUUCUUGGAGCAGCUAGGUUGCUUCAGUCUCGGAGGGACGAUUUAAAGGGUACAGUGAAGCUCGUCUUCCAGCCAGCCGAGGAGGGACACGCCGGCGCAUACCACGUCCUCAAGGAAGGCGUCCUGGACAACGUGCAGGCCAUCUUCGGCGUGCACGUGGACACGGCGUUGCCGGUGGGGCUCGUCGGGUCCAGGCCAGGGCCGUUCCUCGCCGGAUCGGCGCGGUUCACGGCGACCAUCACGGGGAAAGGCGGGCACGCAGCGGGGCCGCAGCACGUCGUCGACCCGAUCGUCGCGGCGUCCUCCGCCGUGCUCAGCCUCCAGCAGCUCGUCGCCCGCGAGACCGACCCGCUACAGGGCGCAGUUGUGUCGGUGACCUUCAUCAAAGGAGGAGGCGGAGCUUUCAAUGUCAUCCCAGAAUCCGUCACCAUGGGCGGCACCUUGAGGAGCAUGACGAACGAUGGCAUGUCCUAUCUCGUGAAAAGAAUCAGAGAGGUGAUACAAGGACAAGCCGCCGUGAGCCGCUGCGCCGCUACGGUGGACUUGAUGGAGGAGAAGAUGAGGCCGUACCCGGCCACCGUGAACGACGAGGCCAUGUACUCCCACGCCAAGGCGGUGGCGGAGAGCAUGCUGGGCGAGGCCAGCGUGAUGCUGUGCCCCCAGUUCAUGGCGGCGGAGGACUUCGGCUUCUACGCGCAGCGGAUCCCGGCGGCCUUCUUCAGCGUCGGCGUCCGCGACGAGGCGACGGGGAAGGUCCACCACGUGCACUCACCGCACCUGGACAUCGACGAGGCCGCGCUCCCCGUCGGAGCCGCGUUGCACGCCGCCGUGGCCAUGGAGUACCUGAACAAACACGCACCAUGCAAAUAAACACAAGGCUCUGGCCAUCCCGAUAAUACAUGUCAUUCUUAUUGAAGUGACUGCAUGCCGCAAAAUCUUCCCUCCUUGGAGCGGUAAGAAUUUGCUACCCCGCAUCCGUGCUCUGUACGUCGAAAAUAAAUGUGUCCAGACAUCCCUGAAAGAUUGGUUUGGUUGUACUGCGCCUGUUCCACCAAUUGUAUGUAAACGCAUGUGCCUGAAAUUCAUGUAAUGAUUAAUUUAGAUUGC
Molecule: messenger RNA, 1572 nt
Organism: Zea mays
Lineage: Eukaryota; Viridiplantae; Streptophyta; Magnoliopsida; Poales; Poaceae
Product: IAA-amino acid hydrolase ILR1
Exons: 5
Coding region: 109-1335 (408 amino acids)
Biological process (GO): auxin metabolic process
Cellular component (GO): endoplasmic reticulum
Molecular function (GO): IAA-Ala conjugate hydrolase activity
Source: RefSeq, marked provisional